Messenger RNA from Castor canadensis (American beaver), 5211 nucleotides. The record is from RefSeq and is a predicted model, not a curated record. Lineage: Eukaryota; Metazoa; Chordata; Mammalia; Rodentia; Castoridae.
AGGCCUAUUUCACUAAGGCUUGCUGUUUACCUGGCCUCCCAAAAAGAUGGAUAGAAGAAACGACUAUGGUUAUAGGAUACCCGCGUUCCAGGGCCCUCUGCCUCCCCCUGGGAGCCUGGGGCUUCCCUUCUCUCCAGAUGUAAAGACUGAGACCACAGAAGAGGACAGUGUCUUGCUGAUGCAUACCCUGUUGGCAGCAACCAAGGAUCCACCUAUUGUCAACCGGCCUAAGAAAAGCAAGACCAAGAAGACCCCUAUUAAGGCUAUUACCAAGGCCACACCUGCUGCCCCUCCAGUUCCAUCUGCCAAUGAGAUUGCGACCAACAAGUCUAAAAUAACCUUGCAGGCUUUAAACCUACCAUUCCUUACUCAGAUGAACCAGCCUUCAGCUACCACUGAGGCAGCCAAUAUUCAGACUUUUUCAGUUACUUCUCAGCCUAAGAAACCCAACAAAACAAAGAGAGUUAGUUCCAAGGCAUCUCACGGCUCCCAGUCCCCAAAUGGCAGUGAGGGUGUCAUUACACAGCUCAAGGCACCCUUGCAGGCCCUGAACCUACCAGUCACCUCACAGACUAUCCAGGCUCCAGUUGCCAGUGAGUCAGCCAGUUCCCUGGCCUUGAUAGCCUCCACCAAGCCCAAGAAAGUUUCCAAGGCUAAGAAGGCUGCCAGUAAGGCCAUUGCUUGUGCCACUGAGAUCUCACUGGUUUCAACUGCCACCCACAUAGCUACUAACCAAGGCCAAACUGCCAACGAGACAGCCAAUAACCAGGCCACAGCAGCCUCCAUCCGAACCAAGAAAUCUUCCAAAACCAAGAAGACAACUGCUAAGGUCACAAAUACUGAUGUUGAGCAUCUAGAGUCCCCAAAUACCAUGGAGGCAGCUAGCAGACAGACUGAGGUCUCAGCAGCUCUCCGGUCCAAAAAACCCAAGGGCAAGAAGGUUGCCAAUAAGGGCUCAAAUUCUGCCAAUGAGAUCUCUGAGGCCCCAUCUGCUAUUCAAAUGGUCACAAACCAUGCCCUUUCCGUCACCGUUCGGAUCAGGAGAGGGUCCAGGGCUCGAAAGGCUGCCACCAAGGCUCGGGCAACUGAAAACCAGACCCAAAUUGCUGACCAAGGGGCCCAGGGCAAGAUAGCUACCUCUCAGACAAGCAUAAGUGCCCUUGAGACUCAGGUUGCUGCUGCUGUCCAGGCCUUGGCAGAUGACUAUCUGGCUCAGUUGAGUUUGGAACCCACAACUAGGACCCGGGGCAAGAGGAACCGAAAGUCUAAGCACACAAAUGGGGAAGAGAGAAGUGGCAGUAAUUACAGGCGGAUCCCUUGGGGCCAGAGGCCUUCACCACCCCGAGAUGUGGCCAUUUUGCAAGAAAGGGCAAAUAAGUUGGUGAAAUACCUGUUGGUUAAGGACCAGACAAAGAUCCCCAUCAAGCGCUCAGACAUGCUGAAGGAUGUCAUCCAAGAAUAUGAUGAAUAUUUUCCAGAGAUCAUUGAACGAGCAAGCUACGCUCUGGAGAAGAUGUUCCGAGUCAAUCUGAAGGAAAUUGAUAAGCAAAGUAGCUUGUAUAUUCUUAUCAGCACUCAGGAGUCCUCUGCAGGCAUACUGGGAACGACCAAGGACACACCAAAGCUGGGUCUCCUUAUGGUGAUUCUGAGUGUCAUUUUUAUGAAUGGCAACAAGGCCAGUGAGGCUGUCAUCUGGGAGGUGCUGCGCAAGUUGGGGCUGCACCCUGGGGUGAGGCAUUCGCUUUUUGGGGAAGUGAGGAAGCUUAUCACAGACGAGUUUGUGAAACAGAAGUAUCUGGAAUACAAGAGGGUCCCUAACAGCAGACCACCUGAAUAUGAGUUCUUCUGGGGUCUGCGCUCUUAUCAUGAGACUAGCAAGAUGAAAGUCCUCAAGUUUGCAUGCAAGGUUCAGAAGAAAGACCCCAAGGAUUGGGCUGCUCAGUACCGGGAGGCAGUGGAGAUGGAAGUCCAAGCUGCAGCUGUGGCUGUGGCUGAGGCUGAGGCCAGGGCUGAGGCAAGAGCCCAGAUGGGGAUUGGAGAGGAAGCUGUGGCUGGGCCCUGGAAUUGGGAUGACAUGGAUAUUGACUGCCUAACAAGGGAAGAGUUAGGUGAUGAUGCUCAGGCCUGGAGCAGAUUUUCAUUUGAAAUUGAGGCCAGAGCCCAAGAAAAUGCAGAUGCCAACACCAAUGUUGACUUCAGUCAAGGAGCUAGCACUAGGGGUAGCUUUGGUGAUACUACUACUAUUAGCUUCAGUGGUGCCUCCAGCCCAAGUGGGGGAUUUGGUGGUGGAGCUGGCAUUACCUUCGGUGGUGCGUCCAGCACCAGUGCCAGCUUCAGCAGUGCAGCCAGCAUAAGCUUUGGUGGUGCACCCAAUACCAGUGCCAGCUUCAGCAGCGCAGCCAGUAUUAGCUUCGGUGGUGCACCCAGCACUAGCAGUAGUUUCAGUGGUGGAGCCAGCAUUACCUUUGGUGGCACACCCAGUACUAGUGCCAGCUUCUGUAGCACAGCCAGCAUUAGCUUUGGUGGAGCACCCAGCACUGUCACUAGUUUCAGUGGUGGAACCAGCAUUAGCUUUGGUGGUACACCUAGCACUAACACUAGUUUCAGCAGCACAGCCAGCAUUAGCUUUGGUGGUGCACCCAGCACUAGUACUAGCUUCAGUGGUGGGGCCAGCAUUAGCUUUGGUGGAGCACCCAGCACUAGCAGUAGUUUCAGCAGUGCAACCAGCAUUAGCUUUGGUGGUGCACCCAGCACCAGCAGUAGUUUCAGUGGCGGCACCAGUAUUAGUUUUGGUGGUGCACCUUGUACCAGUGCCAGUUUCAGUGAUGGAGCUAACUAUGGCUUUGGAGGCACACUCAGCAGCACCACAGCUGGCUUUAGUGGUGUACUUAGCACUAGCCCCAGCUUUGGCAGUGCACCUACCACUAGCACUGUCUUCAGUGGCGCACUCAGCACCACCACUGGCUUUGGAGGCACACUUAGCACCAGUGUCUGCUUUGGCGGUUCUCCCAGCUCUGGUGCUAGCUUUGGUGGCACACUCAGUACCAGUAUCUGCUUUGGUGGCUCUCCUAGCAGCAGCACUGGUUUUGGUGGUACACUCAGCACCAGUGUCUCCUUUGGUGCCUCUUCUAGCACCAAUUCUGACUUUGGCGGUACACUCAGCACCAGUGUCUGCUUUGGUGGCUCUCCUAGCCCCAGUGCCAGCUUUGGUGGUGCACUCAGUAGCAGUGCUGGCUUUGGUGGUACCAUCAGCACUAGUGCCGGCUUUGGUGGUGCUGUCAGCACCAGUACUGGGUUUGGUGGUGCACUGAACAGCAGUACUGGCUUUGGUGGCGCCAUUAGCACAAGUUCCAGCUUUGGUAGUACACUUAAUAGUGGUACCAGCUUUGGUGGUGCUGUUAGCACCAAUACUGGCUUUGGUGGAGCACUUAACAGUAGCACUGGCUUUGGUGGUGCCAUCAGCACCAGUACCGGCUUUGGCGGACCACUCAACACUAGUGCUGGCUUUGGUGGAACACUCCAUGCCAGUGCUGGCUUUGGUGGUGCUGUCAGCACCAGUGCUAAUUUUGGUGGUGUACCCAGCACCAACCCUGACUUUGGUGGUGCAUUUAGUACCAGUGCUGGCUUCAGUGGGGCACUUAGUACCACUACUGAAUUUGGUGGUACUCCUAGCAACAGUAUUAGCUUUGGUAGUGUUCCUAGCACCAGUGUCAGCUUUGGUGGUGCUCAUAGCACUAGUCUCUGUUUUGGUGGAUCACCCAGCUCUAGCCUCUGUUUUGGCAGUGCAUCAAACACCAACCUGUGCUUUGGUAGCUCUCCCAGCACCAGUGCCUGCUUUAGUGGUGCUACCAGUGCCAGUUUUAGUGAUGGACCCAGCACCAGUGCUGGUUUCAGCUUUGGCAAUGGGUUAAGCACCAGUACUGGAUUUGGAGGAGGAGUGAGUACCAGUGCUGGGUUUGGCAGUGGCCUAGGCACCAGUACUGGCUUCAGUGGCAGCCUAGGCACCAGUGCUGGCUUCGAUGGUGGCCUAGGCACCAGUGCUGGCUUCGGUGGCGGACUAAGCACCAGCUCUGACUUUGGUGGUGCACUGGGCACCAGCGCUGACUUUGGUGGCGGACUGGGCACCAGUGCUGACUUUGGUGGUGGACUGAGCACCAGUGGUGGCUUUGGUGGCGGACUGGGCACCAGCGCUGGCUUCGGUGGUGGCCUAAGCACCAGCUCUGAUUUAGGUGGUGGACUGGGCACCAGCACUGGCUUUGGAGGAGGACUGGGCACCAGUGCUGGCUUCGGUGGAGGACUGGGCACCAGUGCUGGCUUUGGUGGUGGACUGGUCACCAGUGAUGGCUUUGGUGGUGGACUGGGUCUGGGUACCAAUGCUGGUUUUGCCAGCACACUUGGCACUGGUGCAGGCUUUAGUGGUAGCCUCAGCACCAGUGAUGGCUUUGGUGGUGGGCCUAAUGCCAGCUUCGACAGAGGACUGAGUACCAUCAUUGGCUUUGGCAGUGGUUCCAACACCAGCACUGGCUUUACUGGUGAACCCAGCACUGGCACCGGCUUCAGUAGUGGACCCAAUUCUGUUGUUGGCUUUAGUGGUGGACCAAGCACUGGUGCUGGCUUCUGCAGUGGACCAAGCACUGGUGGCUUUGGUGGUGGACCAGGCACUGGAGCUGGCUUCAGCGGACCAGGCACUGGAGCUGGCUUCGGUGGUGGACUGAGCAGUAGUACUGGCUUCGGCAGUGGACUGAGCACCAGUACUGGCUUCGGCAGUGGACUGAGCACCAGUACUGGCUUCGGCGGUGGACCGAGCAGCAGUGCUGGCUUCAGUGGUGGACCGACCACCGGUGCUGGAUUCGGCAGUGGACCAAGCACUGGUACUGGCUUUGGUGGCGGAACCUCUAGCCUUGGUGCCUGUGGCUUCUCCUACGGCUAGUGUGGUUUCAGGUAUUACAGUAUUCUCAUAGCCAGGGCCUAUAGGCAUGGGUACAGUAGUUGGGAGAUGUUAGAGAAGCCCUGAGACGGGAGAGUUGAGUGGGAAGAUGAAGACAAGGAAAUACGAGAAAAGAGUGUAUUUGGUGCUAAAAUAGUGUUCCUGUUUUUUUUUUUCAGGUUUAUUCCCCUUGUUUACAGAUACCGCUAAUGAAUUGCAGCUGUUCUUUCCAUGGAGCUAUGGUACAGCCUUGGAAUCUUUGUCCACACAGCAGUCUAAGCAGC